Labrus mixtus (cuckoo wrasse) is the source of this 2604-nucleotide messenger RNA. It is a transcript of the gene setd3, whose product is annotated as SET domain containing 3, actin histidine methyltransferase. Gene Ontology annotation, molecular function: histone H3K36 methyltransferase activity; protein-L-histidine N-tele-methyltransferase activity; histone H3K4 methyltransferase activity. The record is from RefSeq and is a predicted model, not a curated record. Gene Ontology annotation, biological process: actin modification; positive regulation of transcription by RNA polymerase II; peptidyl-lysine trimethylation. The coding region runs from base 144 to 1946 and encodes 600 amino acids. NCBI's taxonomy places the organism in Eukaryota, Metazoa, Chordata, Actinopteri, Labriformes, Labridae. The transcript is spliced from 14 exons.
CAGAACGCAGGAAUCCAGCACUUUGUAUGUGGGUGUAUCUCCUUUUGUCAUCCAAUCAGAGGCCGCGCUGAGUCACGGUAGGUUUCAGCGUAGAAACAGAGAAGUGCUUCUGUCACUUAUUAAGCUUGUUGACAAAGAGCAUCAUGGGUAAAAAGAGUCGAGUCAAGACUCAGAAGUCUGGUUCAGGAGGAGCCAGCACUGCCGUUUCUCCGAAAGAGAUGAUGAACCUGAUCUCUGAGCUGCUGCAGAAAUGCAGCAGUGCAGCCUCUGCUGGUAAAGAGUGGGAGGAGUAUGUCCAGAUCCGAGGCCUGGUGGAGAAAAUCCGCAAGAAACAGAAAGGCCUGUCGGUGGUGUUCGACGGCAGCAGAGAGGAGUAUUUCUCAGACCUGAUGGCGUGGGCUCAGGAGAACGGAGGACCCUCUGAAGGAUUCUGUGUCUCAGACUUUGGAUCAGAGGGAUACGGACUGAAGGCCACCAGAGACAUCAAGGCAGAGGAGCUGUUCCUGUGGGUUCCCAGGAAGAUGCUGAUGACGGUGGAGUCUGCUCAGAACUCCGUGCUGGGUCCUCUGCACAGUCAGGACAGGAUCCUGCAGGCGAUGGAGAACGUGACGUUGGCGUUCCACCUGCUGUGCGAGCGCGCUGACCCGUCUUCACCGUGGAUGCCGUACAUCCACAGUCUCCCUCAGGAGUACGACACACCGCUCUACUUUCAGCAGGAGGAGGUGCAGCUGCUGCUGGGAACUCAGGCCAUCCAGGACGUCUUGAGCCAGUACAAGAACACCGCGAGACAGUAUGCGUACUUCUACAAACUGCUGCAGACUCAUCCUGCUGCCAGCAAACUGCCUCUGAAGGACAGCUUCACCUUUGAUGACUACAGGUGGGCGGUGUCCUCCGUGAUGACCCGUCAGAACCAGAUCCCGACUGAGGACGGCGGCAGGCUCAUUCUGGCCCUGAUCCCCCUGUGGGACAUGUGCAACCACACCAACGGACUGAUCACUACAGGAUAUAACCUGGAGGACGAUCGCUGCGAGUGUGUCGCUCUGCAGGACUACAAGGAGAACGAACAGAUCUACAUCUUCUACGGCACGAGAUCGAACGCAGAGUUUGUGAUCCACAACGGGUUCUUCUUCCAGGAUAAUGCUCAUGACAGAGUGAAGAUCAAACUGGGCGUGAGCAAGAGCGAGCGCCUGUUUGCCAUGAAGGCCGAGGUGCUCUCCAGAGCAGGGAUACCUGCGUCUUCUACUUUUGCUCUACACUGUAAUGAACCGCCGAUCUCUGCUCAGCUGCUCGCCUUUCUCCGAGUCUUCUGUAUGACCGAGGAGGAGCUGAAGGACUACCUGCUGGGGGAGGGGGCCGUCGGUAAGAUCUUCACUCUCGGAAACAGCGAGUUCCCUGUCAGCUGGGACAACGAGAUCAAACUGUGGACCUUCCUCGAGACGAGAGCCGCUCUGCUGCUCAAGACCUACAAGACCACAUCAGAGGAGGACCGCUCCCUUCUGGAGAAGCCGGAUUUGUCGCUGCACUCUCGUCUGGCGAUCCAGCUGCGUCUGGCAGAGAAGCAGAUCCUGGAGAGGGCGUUGGCCAGCGGACGAGCUAAACGUCUUCACUUUGAGAAGAAGCUGGAGGAGGACGCUCCUCUGCCUCGCUACGAGGAGAGCGACAUCGCUCUGCUGGAGAACUCCCAGUCGAAGCUCCCCAUCAUCCUGCGUCAGCUGGAGGAGGUGGAGGAGGGGCAGGAGGUUCCCGAGGAGGAGGAGGAGGAGGAGGAGCAGCACAGCCUCCUGCUGAAUGGGCAGAAGGAGGCGUACGGCGUGAAGGAGGAGGCGAACGGAGAGGAGACGCAGGAGGAGGUCAGAGGAGACGUAGAUCUGGACUCUAUGGAGAAAGGUCAAAGGGAGUCGGCGGAGCUGACAGCAAGCCGGACUGAAGACAAGACUGAGGAGUGAUGGUUACCAUGACAACGACAUUUAUUUAUAUUUGUCUUUGGAAGACUGAGAAAUACAAAAACUACAAUUAUGGACUUUACUGUGUUCAUCAGCGCUGACAGAUAGAUCGUAUAAAUAAAUAAAAAUAAUGUUUGUUCAGUUCAAGACGUAGAUUUACAUCCGAACAUUUCAAAACAAAAAAAAAAAAAUCAAAGUGAUGAAUUAUUUUAUUAUCGUUCACACAGACACGAUGUGUCUGCUGCUUGUCUUCAUAUGUGUCCUCUGUGUGUCUGAGACAAUCAUGUGAGCUGACCUCGAACAGCUCUGCUCUGUAAACAAAAACAAAAAACUAAAGGAAGCGGCAAACGCUUGUGCUAUGGAUUGGUUUAGGCAGGUGGAGCUCCGCACGCUCUGCAUUUAUAACGACGGAGCUCAAAUGAUGGAGCUCAUACAGUUUUUGCAAGAGCUCUACAUUAAAAGGGAUAACGUUAAGACUCUGAUUUAAGAGCUCUAAAUGUUAAAAGGUCUCAGCUCUAGUCAGACACACGUCUUAGAGCUCACUAAUUUGAAGGAAUGCCGCUAAUAUAGUUGUCACAUUUUUAAAGGUAGAGCUUCAGACACUUGUUUUAGAGCUCCUCAUUUAAACUGGUGGAGCGCAGACCCUCGUCUUAAAGCUGAA